AAAUUAUUAGAUCAAACUAGUUCAUCAAAAACUGCAGCCAUAGAAGCAAGUCGUUCUAAGAAGUCAAAGUCGGAUGCGAUAGAAGAUGAUUCUAACGAUCAACAACCAAAAACUGACAAGGAGCUUACAGAUCAAGCAAGAGCAACUGGUAAAAUGGUAAUGUUGAAUGAUGAUGAACAAAUAGUGGACAAACGACAACUACUGUCAGCUGGAUUAAACGUUAUAAAAAAGAAAGCUUCUAUAUCAAGAUCGUCAGAUGAUUUAUCUCGCAAUAGGCAACGUCGAGAAUUAGAAAAUCAAAUUUUAGAAGCUCAGCGAAAAAGGAUGGAAGAAGAAAAGCUUAAGGAGCAAGAUUUGUUAAGUAAAUUGGAAAUAAAGAAUGAUGAUAAAGCGAUUUCUGAUGCAAGGGCCAGAUAUCUGUCUAGAAAAAAAAAGAAUAACAAUUAA
This is a messenger RNA of Acaulospora morrowiae, 447 nucleotides long. The record is from the annotation of a GenBank genome assembly. NCBI's taxonomy places the organism in Eukaryota, Fungi, Glomeromycota, Glomeromycetes, Diversisporales, Acaulosporaceae.